AUGCGUACCGCAUGGACGGGUCAAAAUGCCAAGAGUAAAUGCAUUGACUUUGGACGCAGACAGUCAUUUCACAGAGUCCAAAUGUACGUCAAAAUGCAGGUACUACGUACUGCAUACCUGGAUAGCAAACAGACCCUGCAUGUGGUGGAUCCAACGCAGGAAUGCGAGACUAUGGUCGAGAUGCUCUGUACCGAGCAUAUGGUUCUCAAAUGA
Molecule: messenger RNA, 213 nt
Organism: Penicillium taxi
Lineage: Eukaryota; Fungi; Ascomycota; Eurotiomycetes; Eurotiales; Aspergillaceae
Exons: 1
Coding region: 1-213 (70 amino acids)
Source: RefSeq, a predicted model, not a curated record